AAUACUAUAUAAACCAAACUUCUUAAACACUUAAACACACCAUUAAUUUCUACAAUCAGAUACAUCCUCAACUAAAAAUGGCAUACCAAUUAGCAUUAUUCUCUUCAAUGAUGCUGUUACUAGCAGUGGGUACCAAUGCCGGUGGCAUUGCUAUCUACUGGGGUCAAAACGGUGGUGAAGGCACGCUGGCUGAAACUUGCUCAACAGGGAACUACGAUUUUGUCAACCUUGCAUUUCUUCCAACAUUCGGAAAUGGUCAGACCCCCAUGAUUAAUCUUGCAGGCCACUGCGAUCCAUACAGCAAUGGCUGCACCAGUUUAAGCUCCGACAUUAAAUCAUGUCAAGCUAAAGGAGUCAAGGUUAUGUUAACUAUUGGAGGCGCAGCAGGGAGCUACUACCUUACCUCUGCUGCAGACGCUAAACAAGUUGCCAAUUACCUUUGGAAUAACUUCUUAGGUGGGAAAUCAUCCACACGGCCUCUUGGUAAAGCCGUUUUAGAUGGAAUCGACUUUGAUAUCGAAGGAGGAACUACCCAACACUGGGAUGACCUAGCCAGAUAUCUUUCUGGAUACAGCACUCAAGGCAAGAAAGUAUACUUGACAGCAGCUCCCCAGUGCCCUUUUCCAGAUGCAUAUAUUGGAACUGCCCUUAAAACAGGCCUUUUCGAUUAUGUUUGGGUUCAAUUCUAUAACAACCCCCCUUGUCAGUACUCUGGAGGUAUAACCAAUCUUGAAGAUGCUUGGAAGCAAUGGACUUCUGAAAUACCAGCAACUAAGAUCUUCUUGGGCCUACCUGCUGCACCUACAGCGGCUGGAAGUGGAUACAUCGCUGUCGGUGACCUUACUUCCAAAGUGCUUCCAGCAAUUAAAGGUUCUGCAAAAUAUGGAGGUGUUAUGUUGUGGGAUAAGUACCAUGAUAACCAAACUGGAUACAGUUCUUCCAUCAAGAGCCAUGUCUAGAGUGUAAAACUUCACUUGUAUCAUUCCCCUAUGCGAGUAUUAUAAAAUCUGCUUCUCCUACUUUGACAAUUUCAGCUUCUAACUAAGAAAGUUGGUUCAAGUCUUGAAUACUUUCUAGUAAUAUCACCCUUUUUUGGAAGGGUGUCCCUGGCAAAUUGCGACUAUAA
Molecule: messenger RNA, 1126 nt
Organism: Cynara cardunculus var. scolymus (artichoke)
Lineage: Eukaryota; Viridiplantae; Streptophyta; Magnoliopsida; Asterales; Asteraceae
Product: hevamine-A-like
Exons: 1
Coding region: 78-959 (293 amino acids)
Biological process (GO): carbohydrate metabolic process
Cellular component (GO): extracellular region
Molecular function (GO): chitinase activity
Source: RefSeq, a predicted model, not a curated record